Messenger RNA from Periophthalmus magnuspinnatus, 3311 nucleotides. RefSeq names its product wingless-type MMTV integration site family, member 5b (gene wnt5b). The record is from RefSeq and is a predicted model, not a curated record. Gene Ontology annotation, biological process: multicellular organism development; canonical Wnt signaling pathway; cell fate commitment. Lineage: Eukaryota; Metazoa; Chordata; Actinopteri; Gobiiformes; Gobiidae. The coding region runs from base 113 to 1228 and encodes 371 amino acids. Gene Ontology annotation, molecular function: frizzled binding; cytokine activity. Gene Ontology annotation, cellular component: extracellular region. The transcript has 7 exons.
GGAAUAUCCAAACUUGGCAACUUUCGGCGCAUUUUGGAUACUUGGACACUGUUGACUGCUUUGAAGUUGGAGAAGGGUACAGGAAGAGCAGAGCACUUGUCUUCAGCGGAGUAUGGAGCACGGGUCGGUCCGGUGGAGAGCGCGCGGAGCUGUCCGACAUCUGCUGCUGACCCUCACCUUCCUCACCUGCAGCUCCCGGAUGCUGCUCGUGGACGCCGGCUCCUGGUGGUCCAUGGCAAUGACUUCAAUCCAGCGUCCAGAAAUGUACAUCAUCGGAGCGCAGCCUCUUUGCAGUCAACUCUCUGGUCUCUCACAGGGUCAGAGGAAACUUUGCCAGUUGUACCAGGACCACAUGAUGUACAUCGGAGAUGGCGCCAAAACUGGAAUCAAAGAAUGUCAGUACCAGUUCAGACAGAGGAGGUGGAACUGCAGCACCGUGGACAAUACCUCUGUGUUCGGACGCGUCAUGCAGAUCGGUUCCAGAGAGACUGCCUUCACCUAUGCCAUCAGUGCAGCGGGUGUGGUGAAUGCCAUUAGCCGCGCAUGCAGAGAGGGGGAGCUGUCCACCUGUGGGUGUAGUCGGGCUGCUCGACCCCGAGAUCUGCCGCGUGAUUGGCUGUGGGGCGGCUGCGGAGACAACGUGCAUUAUGGGUACAGGUUUGCCCGCGAGUUUGUGGAUGCCCGGGAGAGAGAGAAGAACUACCCACGAGGCAGUAUGGAGCACGCAAGGACGCUAAUGAACAUCCAGAACAACGAAGCAGGGAGACAGGCGGUGUAUAACCUGGCCAACGUGGCGUGUAAGUGUCAUGGCGUCUCAGGCUCAUGCAGUCUGAAGACGUGCUGGCUACAACUAGCAGACUUCAGACGAGUCGGAGAGUUUCUCAAGGAGAAGUAUGACAGUGCCGCUGCCAUGCGCAUUGGGAGAAAGGGCAAACUGGAGCUAGUUGACAAGCGCUAUAACACCCCCACACCUGAAGACCUAGUUUACAUAGAUCCGAGUCCCGACUACUGCCUCCGGAACGAGACCACGGGCUCUAUGGGGACCACCAGCCGCCUUUGCAACAAGACCUCUGAAGGCAUGGAUGGCUGUGAGCUCAUGUGCUGUGGGAGAGGCUACGACCAGUUCAAAACAUACAAGCACGAACGCUGCCACUGCAAGUUCCACUGGUGUUGUUAUGUCAAAUGCAAGAGGUGCACAAUGCUGGUGGACCAAUAUGUGUGUAAAUAAAACCACAAUACACUGCUGGUGCCAUAAGGAGUCCUAAGAAUUUUCAGUGUUGUGGUUUUGUACAGAAAUUUAGAAUCCAUCAGUAAAUCAAAGCCACCAAAGACGCUAUGUAUGGACAAUGCGAGUGGUACAAGAUUUGUCAAGUGAAGAUGCUGAUUUGUAAAGAUGCCUUGACAAUUGCUGCUGAAAUGCAAAAUCAACAUUGCAUUGCAGACUACCAAAAUUAUUAAAAAGCACAAGGUGGAUUAUAUGUUGGACAAUAUUCAACAUUGUCUACAUUAACUAGAAUUUCAUGAUAACUUCCCUGCUAAUUCAAACAUCCUAAAUAUUACAAUCAAAAACCCAAUGCUAGCUUAAAGGGCCCAUGUUAUGCUAUUUUCCAAGAUAUGUUAUAAUGGUGUUUCCUCAUCAAAAACAUGCCCAGGAUUGUAUUUCUUUCACACAUGUUUAACACACAAAUCCUGUAUAUUUAAGCUGAAUUCUUCUCUCAAACUGAAAACACUCUGUUCCAACUUGUGAUGUCAUUUGGUAAUACAGGAAGUGCUCCACUGUGUUUUUAAACUCCAAAUACCUUUACUAGAACAAGUUUGAUAAUUUCAGCCCUGGAACUGCCAAUCUCUUAAGGAAGAAAAGGUAAAAGGUAGCUGUUAACUUGAAAACUACCAUGUAAUGUAGUGGUAGUUUUCACUGGUGGAACAGAGCAUUUUGAGCUUUGGAGAUAGACAGAUAGACUAAUAAUAAAGGGUUAUUCUAACAUAUUUGCAUGAAACAAAAUACAGCUCCAGGUAUGUUUUUGAUGAGGUAACAACAUUAUAACAUGGCUUAAAGCUCGCAAGAGAAGGUUUUGUGUAACAUAGGACCCUUAAACAUCGUCAGAUAUCUACCACAUCAGUGCAACUCUACAAUAGCAAAUGAGGCCUCAGAAAGACUCUACAGCCACAAGUUGAAUACUAGGUCAAUAGAAAGAUAUUGUAUCAACAUUUUUUCCUGAAUGCAUUGAAAAUGAUCUGACAAAAUCACUGAAUAAAUUGCAUAACUUAAAAAAACUGACAUUUUCUAUCUUGAAGCACAUCCCAAUAAUGCUUUCUGUGGAGAUCUCUACCAUUAGAAUAGGACAAGGCAAGAUUGUGUCUACAACUACAAUGGACACAUACCAUCUAAUCCUUGCAUCUAUGAGUGUGAAAAAAUGUUGAAAUAAGAAUAUAAAGAAUAAUAAGUAAUAAGUCACACAAGUCAGGUUAUUUAUGAACUGGCAAAACGGAUUGUGUGCAAGAAUUUCAAAUCUACCUUUUUGCGAACCGGUUAAAGUGAUUGCGUCGUCAAUGUUCAUUAUGCUCAUAAAAUUUAUUAAACCUUUACUGUUAUGCUAAUUUGACUUUUUUGAGUUUUAACCAUCUUAUAAUGUUGUUUCUUUACUAAAAACAUAACUGGAGUUGCAUUUUGUUUCAUUCACAAUGUUUGGUUUUAAGAAGAAUACUUGGUUUCAGCUCACCACUUGAGUUUCAUUUAUCCAUUUAUCUUCACUGGACUUUUUUUAAAAUUAUUUCCAGUUGGUUUUACUACAUCUAGAUUUACUAGGGUCAUGAUGGCAGUUGGCAGGGCUGCUUUUUGGCUUUUCAACAUUGUUUAUUACCCACUGUAUCCAGCAGAGGACAAGCAACCCACACAUUUCAACCUUUCUGUUCAGCUUUCUUAAAAUAGAUGUUUCUCAUACGUAGGCAUUAUUUUAAGUUAAUUUUUUUUUUUUUUUUAAAUUACACCUUUGCAGAAUUUCUAUAAAAUGAUUUAAGAAUGUUUGAAAAAGGCAUAAAUGUUGUCUUAUAAUACAUAAUUCGGUUGUCACAUGCUCACUAACAUCUAACUAUCUAAAGUCUCCUAAAUAUUUAUGUUAAUGGGUUUUGUUAUUGUCAGCCAUGUUGAAACUGCUCCAUGUCCUUCAGCUGUCAGUGGAAAAAGCAGCUUGUCCAUUAUAAAGAUGAAUGUCCCAUAAUGAAGCCAACUAUAGACAUAUUAACUGGGAUCAGCCUAUACUUGCUGUACAAUUGGCAAUUUGUAUCCCAAACCAUGAAAAUGUGUGUUGCCA